GACCCAUUUCGCCGAACAAAGGAUUCGCGCUGGAGCCUCGCUCAGCGCCGGGACCUAAAAUGGCGCCGGCGCGGCCGCCCCCGCCCCUUCCGCGGGCGCCACAGAGACGGGGCGGGCGGAGCGGCCUCCCCGCGGCGGCGCUCUGUACGCGGGCGCAGCCCCGGCUCGCUGGUGCGGGCGGGGAGGCGCUGCCGCGGCAUGGCGGGCGAGGGCGACUCUGAGCCGGGGAAGUCCUUUAAACUCCUGGGAUUUCUCGAUGUUAAAAAUGUUCCAUGUGCACGAGAGUCAGUGCUCUAUGGCUCCUUGGGGGCUUUAGUUAUGGGUCUUGGACAUUUUCUAGCAACUAGCAGAGUCAAAAGAUCUUGUGAUGUUGCAGUUGGCAGCUAUAUUUGCACAAUGUUAGGAUACUGGUUUUACUGCAGGUACAACUUGGCCCAGCAAAGGAUCCGGCAAAGAAUGAUUAAAGAAGGAAUGAAAAACAGAAUUUUAUUUGAAGGCAGUUAUCUUGAUCCACAAAACAAACAAACUGGCAGUGAAAGAAGUGAUUCAUAGGUUGCUCCGGAAGAGUUGUGGUUUAAUACAUCUCUGGGAAAAGGUGGUCCAAAAAAAAGUCAGUCUACACUGCAAGCCUGUGAGGUGUCUAAAACUGGUAAAGCAUGGUUUUCCUAGCAAACCUGAGCAGGAAAUUCAUAGUGAAUCUGUUAAGUUAGUACAAGCCUUGCUUUGUUUCAUGUAUGUAUGUAUGUGACUGCACACAUUUGGAAUGACGUCCUGUUAAACAUCUGGGAGCUGCUGUGUUCUCCUCAGGGUCUCAAAGGAUUAACAACAGUGAUUUGGGACUGCUUUAACUUCCAUUAUAAACAGAGUGUGGUUUGUUUUAGCAAAGUUGUAAUUACUUCUCAUUUAAAUAGAGGAAAAUAUUUUCAUCACCUGUUGAGUAAAUGCUAUUAUUAACAGUGCUGUUUGUGAAACAGGAAUAUUUGAGCAGUAGGAGAAGGCUUUGCUUGUGCAAAGUGGGUGAUAGUCAGCAGCCUUUGUAAGAUUUCAGCUGCAGGAUAACCAGAUAACUUACAUACAUUGUGAAGCUGAAGGAUUUCCAUCUUUGUUCUGUUUGAAACUAUGAAUAAAAUCACACUUCAGAGCAGUCUGAACUAUGUAAGUAAAUAAUUUUUUACUUCAUUUAAAAUCUUGCUACUUAAGACACUUCCUUUCUAUUUGUGGAGUCAUAAUCUACAUUGUUUGUAAGUAGCAAUGUUUGUUUUGGCUUUAAUUUUUUUUUAAAGGUAUGUUCUACAGUGAUUUUUCAGUUAAAAGAAAUACCAGUACAUAAUGUCAAGGAAACCAUCUUGUUUGGAAAUACAGUGUUAGGUCUAAUAGCAUAUUGGUCAAAAGAUGAGUGAUGACAUCACUUGCUUGCUUCUGCCUGCACGAGUGACACAAUGUUUUUAUUUUUCCAUAUAAUGAUUUAUGGUCUGUUAUGCUGUAAGCACUUUAUCGUCUAAAGGCAUGUCACCAAGCAAAAAUAGUCCUUUUCCCCCACCCUGUACUUACUCUGAGAGAGUUUGUGAUCUGUUGUUAACUCAUAUUGGUGCAGGGAGGUUUGAACAUCCAGAUGUUAACAGCAGUAUUGCUCCACUUAUUUAUUUGGAAAUAUACUUGAGAGCACUGAACAAACAUGCUAUUUACACUGAGAAAAUUAAACUUCUACCCUUUGUGGAUUAGCUUCUUAUAAGAAGAAAACAAACCUAUAUACUCUAAUUCCUUUUUGCCCUUCUAUUCCUCAUGUUUGUUUUGAAGGAAACGAAGAUACAUUUUAUUGAGGACAUUGACUUCAAUAUUUUAUAUUAAAAGUCUUCAGAAGAA
This is a messenger RNA of Passer montanus (Eurasian tree sparrow), 1863 nucleotides long. RefSeq names its product cytochrome c oxidase assembly protein COX20, mitochondrial. Gene Ontology annotation, biological process: mitochondrial respiratory chain complex IV assembly. Gene Ontology annotation, cellular component: mitochondrion; mitochondrial inner membrane. NCBI's taxonomy places the organism in Eukaryota, Metazoa, Chordata, Aves, Passeriformes, Passeridae. Bases 199 to 552 code for a protein of 117 amino acids. The transcript has 4 exons. The record is from RefSeq and is a predicted model, not a curated record.